UCUCGCCUUCUGAUAUACUUCAGCACACCAAGUAUUGCUGAACUGAGACUUUUAUCUUGUCUCUGGAGCGUUAUCUUAAGCUCUAUAUCAUUGCCACCAUGGAGCUACCUGGAUCCAAAGAACCCUCGGCGACUGAGCCUCCCAGCAGGCCCUCAGGGGCCUCUGGUAGCCAGUCGCCCACUUUGGAUUCCGCUUCCAUGUCGCCCCCUUUCUCGCCUCCUCGCUCCCCCUGGGUUGUCCGGACUCCCUUGGGCGUCGGGGCUCCCUUGACCUUCGGGUCCAUCGAUGAAACUUGCAACAAUGGUUUCAUGAGCGGUGCUGCAAUUCAUCUGCACCUCUCAACAUCGCCCCCUUUUUCGCCCCCUCGCUCGCCGUGGGCCAUCCGGAGCCCCUUGAACUUGGGCUCCGAUGACGAGGUCCACGGCAAUGAUGCUAUUAGCGGUGGCACAACCCCGCAUAGCGAGGCUUCUGCGACAGGGGCGGAGUUCCAUUGGAACUGGGAGGAUGAUGGCGACAUGGAGGCCGAAUCCGACUCGGAUUCCGGCACCAUAACGCCAAGGGGUCCCCCAGGCUCUAUGACGCCUGUCUAUGACCCUUCUGCGUCCCAGAUAUCCACGUACUCGUUGACGAACCUGCCUGACGAUGACGCGCUCCGCAUCAUCCCAGCCGCGGAGGUGCGCGCCCAGGCGGUCGCCAUCCCAGCGGUGGUCGUCGCGAGACGGCAGGGGUACCCGCACCGCUUCAACAAUUAUGAAGAGCUGCCCCUGGUCAACGCGCACCCGCUCAUCGAGCAGCCGCUGACGCCCGAUGGGCCGUACGUCGCGGGCUCGCCGCCGGGUCCGGCUCGCAUCAUCACCAAUGAGCUGGACCGCAGCACCCCGGAGCCGGUCUACCAUGACCCGACCAAGCCUAUCCCGCCGGGCAGUACGAACCACCCGUUUUCCAAGGCGGAGUUCCGGGGGAGGGACCGGACGCAGCCGACGGGCUUGGAGGGGGGUUUUGAGGACAUGGACGUCUAAAGCUGCCUGGUCGAGGUCGGUUCAGGGGCGGUGUUUGGGGUCAAGGAUGGGCAGAUUGAAUAUGUGAUGGCUUUGGCUCGUGGAAUGUGGUUUCUUUUAUUGGUUUAAUCAUCUUGGAUUUAUGGUUUAGACUUUGGGUUUCAUGUUGUUUCGUUGGAUAGGUGGAGGCCGGAGGCCGUCUGCUGGUCAGAUGAGGGCUCGUUAGAUGAAUGGCAUACGGGAAGCUAGCUUCCUUGUUUCAUUAUAGAUGAUCAAUAGAGACCUUACCACUUGGG
Chaetomium fimeti is the source of this 1294-nucleotide messenger RNA. RefSeq lists its product as uncharacterized. The record is from RefSeq and is a predicted model, not a curated record. NCBI's taxonomy places the organism in Eukaryota, Fungi, Ascomycota, Sordariomycetes, Sordariales, Chaetomiaceae. Bases 99 to 1019 code for a protein of 306 amino acids. The transcript has 2 exons. Gene Ontology annotation, molecular function: RNA binding; RNA nuclease activity.